Molecule: messenger RNA, 3336 nt
Organism: Eimeria acervulina
Lineage: Eukaryota; Apicomplexa; Conoidasida; Eucoccidiorida; Eimeriidae
Product: type I fatty acid synthase, putative
Exons: 3
Biological process (GO): fatty acid biosynthetic process
Molecular function (GO): phosphopantetheine binding; fatty acid synthase activity
Source: RefSeq, a predicted model, not a curated record
AUGGCCGGCGCCGUCGCGGAAAUGGAAGCCAUUGCCUCCAAGGUAAACUUGCAGCCUGCGUCUAUCACAAUUGCUUCAACGGUGCGUGGACGCGUUCUGGAUCCGUCGGAAACACAAGAUCCGCACUAUUGGGGAGAACAGCUUACACUGCCUGUGAGAUUUAGAGAGGCUGUGGAGGCGGCCGUAGCAGCAGUCAAUUCCGAUCGAAUCGUAUUUUUGGAGGUCGGGCCACAGCGUACGCUGGUUAACCUAACUGGCCAAAUUAUUAGUAAAGAAGAGGGUUUCCAGGUGGAGCUUCUGAACAUGGUUGAACGGGGCGAAGCUGCAGAUGAGGAGACGCUGAUGGAGAGGCUGUAUCAAUUUGAGCAUACGUGCAGUUUUCCCGACGCGCGUAGUGGGAAGCACACUUGGAACCACCAGUCCUUCGAAUGGAGAAAGGUUGCUCAUCCACUCAUUGACAGUGACACUGCCGCCGGCGCUAUCGGAUCCGGCAACGAAGUCACUCACUGCGAGGCAAGCAUUCGUAGUGGUGUCCUUGAUGUGCUAAAGGACCACGUUGUAUGGGGGACACCUAUCCUUCCAGGAGUUGCUUUUAUUGACGCGAUGCUGGGCGCCGCCUUGGCACACUCUGGCUCCCAACUUGGCGAGGAUGGCAUUGAGUUGCACGACGUGGCAAUCAUGCAUCCAAUGGUUCUGAAUGAAGGCCCAGAAAAGUGGGGAACAGACGUCGCACACUGCCCAACCCGUCACAGCGACGUGCGACUGACACUAGGACUAGAGAGUGCUGGUGAACGCACUUAUGUUGCUCUGUCCUCGAGCCACACUGGCAGUGUCUCAACGGAUGCUAAUCUCUCCCCUGCAGUGGUACAUGCGGAAGGCUGGAUUUCAUUGAUGGUUGAUGCAAACGCUGCGAAGCCACCAGCAGUGGACAUCAAAGAAAACGCCAAACGUAUCUCCGAAAACAUGAGCCGGCGCUACACUUCAGUUGAAGCCUAUCAAGAACUCCGAGGGCGCGGACUAGAAUAUGGCCCCCGCUUCCAAACAAUCGAGGAAAUAAGUAUCGCCGGAGACUCCGCAAUUGUUGAGCUCCGGUUCCGGCAUGAAGUAGCUGACUUUGAACGCAGCUUUAUCCUACACCCAUCAAUCCUUGACGGAUGCGUACAGGCUGCUGCUCUGGUUGUGCUUCAUCACAUGCCUAGCUGCGCAACAGCUCUGGUGCCUGUUGCGGCAUCAGAUAUCAGGGUGUGGGGCAGUACAGGCGUAUCCGGCAGCUCUUUCUGGGCAGGCAUACAUAUAGUUGGAGGCAGCACCCGCCCAAUUUCAGAAUCUGAGGGAGCCGUCGUUUCCAUUACGUUGUUGGAUGGCUGCGCUAAUUUAGUUGCACAGAUUGGCACCAUGCGCCUGCAGCCAGUAGUGGAAGACCAGGUUCUGCCGAAGGAACGGGACCUUGCUCGUGGCCUAUUGUGGAAAGUGAAGUGGGUUGAGGGCAAAACUGGGCAUAUGCUUCGAAAGCCUGCCAAGCAGGGGCGAGCGUUGCAAUGGCUGGCCUAUGGAGUAGAAACAGAGACUGCUUGUUCGAUGUUUCAAAGGGUGGACAUAUCUGAGAACAGGGGCGAGCGUUGCAAUGGCUGUGAUGCGGACGGCGUUAAACUGGAUGAGUGGGAUGCAGUUCUACACUUUGGCGGCGCAUGCCAGUGCUGGGACGGAGCAGUGGACUACACAGCAGACGUCUUGGCGCUUCUCCAGGGCAUUGCAAAUCAUCUGGGUGCCGCUGGAACCGAGCCGAUACCCCCAAUAGUCAUUGUAGUUGCAGGCGCUUUUGCUGUAAGGCCUGGGGAACAGGCGGCUCACCCACUUCUAGCAGGAGUUCGCGGUCUCUGCCGGACGGCCCGGCUUGAAAUGGAAGCCACUGCGAAUCGGCCUGUGCCUCUUUUACUGAUAGAUCUUGAAUCAACAGGUCAGCAGGCAGCCCACUUCACGACGGAGAUGAUUCACCAGGUCGCAUCAAUUUUGCAUGCUUAUCAUUCCACAGAACCCCGCCAAGGGUUCACAGCAGGUGGGCGGCAAUACGUCAUGACUGAAGUUGCUGUUCGCGGAGGCCGCAUGUUUACUCCACAACUUACGUUCAGUGAUAUUCGCCUUCUGCCGGCCGCGCGGGCAGGGGACAGAGUUGGGCAAGGCGAAACAUGUAUAAUAACAGGCGGGCUCGGUGGUUUGGGUCUCGUUGUAGCCCUUUGGCUUGCAGGCAACGGUGCGAAGACGGUUAUUUUGCUCUCUAGAACAGGAACACCCCCGAGGGAGGGAACAACUGCAGAGCUUUGGCAGCAACUCACCGAGAAGUGCAGGCGCACAGAAGUUAUCGUUCAGCAGUGCGAUGUUGCCCGUGUUUCUGAUAUCGAAGAGCUGUUUGCUCGCAUUGAAAGCGGAUAUCUGGUUUGCCACGUUACUGGUAAGCUGCAUUUCGUGAAACCUUUGACUGGCAUCUUCCACAGUGCAGGGGUGCUCGUGGACAAGCCACUGCUACAGCAAGACCGACGCUCCGUGGAGCUGGUGUUCAACCCAAAGGUAGAAGGAGCUUGGAACUUGCACAAGUGCCUUGGAGCGCGUGGAAUGGAAGAACAGCUAAAGUACUUCGUCAUGUUUUCUUCAUCUGUCGGACUACUGGGAAACGCUGGUCAGGCGAAUUAUGCCGCUGCUAACUGUUGCAUCGACGAAUUGGCGCUUUAUAGACGCUCACGUGGACUUACUGCCCACAGCAUUCAGUGGGGUCCAUGGGUAGAGCAAGGUAUGGCAGCUCAACUGCAGGGCCGCUUCGCAAAGGCAGGCUUUGGAGGCAUAUCGAAUGCUUUGGGUUUGCUUACCCUCAAUGCUACGUUGCAACAAAAUACGGAGACAGUUGUCGGGUGCCAGCCCGUGUACUGGGGUCGCUUUUUCCCGCGUUACAGGUUUGCCACUCCAAAAGUCUUUGAAGAGAUCGGAAUGCUAGAGACGACCGCUUCUAAGACACUGGCUGCCACGUCAAGCUAUCGUAGUGGACCUCGCGUAGAGGCCACGCAGCAAGCAAACGCAGGGAAACAAAAGGAUAAGCGUAAGCACAUUCAACAGGUUGUCAUGCAGGCUGCAAAGUCCGUCCUGAACGUAGCAUCGGGGGUAACGCUAGAGGCACCCCUACAAGAGCUUGGUAUUGACUCCUUAGGCGCGAUCGAAUUCCGUGAUGCAAUUCAAGCCGCACUAAAUGUCAGGCUGAGCGCAACGGUCUUGUUCGACCAUCCAACCGUUGACGCGCUGACCAAGUUUCUUUUGCAGGAAAUUAGCGAAGAAGAAACUACAGAGACC